Molecule: messenger RNA, 3143 nt
Organism: Lotus japonicus
Lineage: Eukaryota; Viridiplantae; Streptophyta; Magnoliopsida; Fabales; Fabaceae
Product: autophagy-related protein 9-like
Exons: 11
Coding region: 418-3021 (867 amino acids)
Biological process (GO): autophagy of mitochondrion; protein localization to phagophore assembly site
Cellular component (GO): phagophore assembly site; autophagosome
Source: RefSeq, a predicted model, not a curated record
AGGAGAAACGAAAGCUUGAGAAACAGAAGAGACGCAUCAAAAACCUAAACGCAAUCUCUUAAAAAUUCAAUUAAAUUCAUCAAUAAUAUAAUCAUUAUUCUCACUGUAACUUCAUCUUCCUCCACGCAACUCUCUCCACAAAACAAAAUCCCUCUCUUCUUCUUCUUCUGCAAACUCGUUUCGUCUCAAAUUCUUCAAUCAAUUCAACCCUCUUUUCAUUUUCCCCAAAUUCCAUUACUUCACUCGAUUCCUCCGUUACUGCUUACUUCAAACUUCAAAGGUGCAGCUCCCCCUUCAAUUCUUUUUGGAUUGUUGGUGUUGAUACUGAGAUAGAUCAUGAUCAGAAACUUGUCAUAACCAUUUUGGGCUUUGGGGCAUGGACUGGCUGUUGAUGCCUACUGUUAGUGUCUGUGAACAAUGUUUAGCAGACCAAGGGGUGUCAAUGCUUUUAGUAUAUUCAAAUGGAAAGAGCAAGGUGCAUCAUCACUGACAACAGAUUUACUUAAUGAUAUUCCACCAGAGAUUGAGUUGUCUAAUUAUGGAAAGAUCCCAAGUCCAGGAAGUGAGAGCCCUUCAGGGCUUCUUAAUGGUGAAAGCCUAAAUGUAGAACCGAUUACCGAUUUGGAUCUCUUCUUUGAAAGACUUUAUAGUUACUACUGCGAGAAAGGUCUAUGGUGCAUCCUUACAAAGUGGAUUGUUGAACUUCUAAGUCUGGGCUUCACCAUUUGUUUUUCAGGAUUUUUUUUGCUGUAUGUUGAUUGGAAUGGGCUCCGGAAUGCAAAGUGUGGGAUGGAUGCAGUUGAGUCUGGAAUUAAGCCUUGUGAUCUUGCUAAAGAAGCUCUUAAUGAACACCCUUUAACCCCACUAACACUUACGAAAGCUAUUAUUGUUGGAUACUUGGGAAUAUUUUCUAUCUAUUGGAUAUUUUGCUUCUUGAGGUUCUUUGCACAGCUAAAGUAUACUCUGGAGAUUCGACAGUUUUACUACAACACUCUUCAUGUUACUGACAAUGAACUUCAAACCAUGCCCUGGGCUACAAUUCUUGACAAAGUUAUUCUGGUACAAAGUACUCGUCCACUAUGUGUGGUAAAGGAUCUUUCUGCCCACGACAUCAUCAUGAGAUUGAUGCGGAAAGAGAACUACUUAAUUGGAUUGCUCAACAAGGGUGUGCUUGCUUUCCCAAUUUCUCCUUGGGUCCCAGGUGCUGGUCCUCGAGUGAAAUCUAGUUCAAAUGGAACACAAUACCAUUUGAUACUUACUAAGACCCUUGAAUGGACUUUGAAUUGGUGCAUCCUGCAGAGCAUGUUUGAUCGAAACUUUCAUGUCAGGAGAGAUUUUGUGUCAAAUCCAAAGACAUUACAGAAAAGGCUUGUGGUAGUUGGGUUUGUAAUGCUAUUACUUUCUCCAUUUCUUGUCAUAUUCAUGCUGGUAUAUCUGUUUCUGAGGCAUGCUGAGCAAUUUUAUAAUCACCCAAGCACCGCAUCAUCUCGAAGAUGGUCAAAUUUGUCAAGGUGGAUCUUUAGGGAAUUCAACGAGGUGGAGCAUCUCUUCAGGCAUCGGAUUAAUAACAGUGUACUGCAUGCUUCUGAUUAUGUCAAGCAAUUUCCUUCUCCUAUCAUAUCUAUCAUUGCAAAAUUCAUCUCUUUUGUAUCGGGUGGCUUUGCUGCAAUUCUGAUCAUCAUUGCUUUUCUUGAAGAGUCUCUGCUAGAGGGCCAUAUAUUUGGUCGGAACUUGUUUUGGUAUGCUGCUGUUUUUGGAACUAUAACUGCCAUUAGCCGGGCUGCAAUUGCAAACGAGCUUCUAGUUUUGGACCCUGAGGGAGCAAUAUCUAUGGUGGUUCAGCAUACACAUUAUAUGCCAAAGAGAUGGCGUGGCAAAGAAAGUACUGAAAAAGUCCGUAUCGAGUUUGAAACCUUAUUCCAGUAUACUGGAAUGAUGUUACUUGAGGAGAUGGCCUCGAUUUUCCUCACACCAUAUUUACUUCUGUUUAUUGUCCCAAAGCGAGUUGAUGAUAUCUUGCAGUUCAUUGCUGAUUUCACUGUAAAUGUUGAAGGUGUUGGGCAUGUUUGCAGUUAUAGCUCCUUUGAUUUUCAAGAGCAUGGAAACAGUAAUUAUGGUUCCCCAUACAAUGCACCUCGUAGCAGGCGUAGUUCCCAGGGGAAGAUGGAGAAAUCAUUCUUGAGCUUUCAGAGUAGUUACCCUUCAUGGGAACCAAAUGCUCAGGGGAAGCGGUUUUCGCUAAAUCUCAGAACAUUCAGGGAGCAAAAGUUACGUGUACAUGGAAACAGACAUCCUGCAUCAUCCCCUUCUAGAAUGUUUAGGGAUAGUCCUACUCCUAAUAUGGGAAGCAAUGGUGACAGAAACAGGUUUAUAUCCCGGGAAUCGCCAUACAGUACUUCUGUAACUGACAAUCAUUUAAGUUCAUUGUGGUUGAUUGAAACCAUCCAAAACAAUCAUCCCUAUCUUCUUGAUUGGUACUAUACAUCUCAACCUCAUGACACAACCUUGAGAGAUGUCGUCCCAUCAGAACCGUUUGGAGGAAUAGAGCAUCAUUCCAGAGAGCAUUGGAUGCCCAACUUGACACAGAAUGAACCUGUGUAUGAAGAAAACUCACAUGAGUAUCUCGAGGUUCGGGCUGUAUCUCAACUUGGAGCUUCCACUUCAGCUCCCAUCUUCAGGGAAAGCCUAAUUCAGGAUCUGAAUCAUAAUGAACUGUCCCCUUCUGCCAGGAGUCCUUGGUGGGAUAGAAGUGGCCCUCAGGGUGGACAUGCUCAGACAAGCUUUUUUGAGCCUCCAGAUUUCAAUCAACAAGCUGCAUUUGGUUAUCAUGAUAAGUAUUCUGAUAGAGGUUCUGAGGAUCAAGAUCAUGAACAGCGCUUUUACUGGAGAGAUUAUAACAAAUUAUCUAGAACAGCAUGCACAGAUGAUGACUUAGAGGCAGGAGAAUUUAAACUUCAUUUUGAUGAUAUUUAUAGCAGACCUCCAGAUACUCCCACUGUAAAUGUUCAAACUUUUGAGUGAUAGCUUUGUCCCUGAUUGUUUGUUUAGGAAGUUCUUGCUUUCACAUGUAUAGAAUGCAUGGAUUUCCAAGUCAUGAUUGUCCCUUUUAUUUUAGUUAAAUGGAAAUUCUAUUCUUUGCUGUA